GCAGGUUCUUCAAGAGGUUUGUCAGCAGCAACAUCCAGGGAAGAAGACGAUGACUCCAGCAACAACGCCAGUAAUGAAUCUAAAAGCCCUGGACAAAGAACAAAGUCGAACCAAAGAUGGAUGAAGCUAAGGACAACGGUGCAGCUGAGUUCAGCGAUCCAAAAGAAACCACCAUUGAAGAGAGAAGAUUCCUUCCUAAAGCGGUUUUCGACGCGACAAAUUCCAGAAACUCAGGAAACUGUAGAAGAUACCGGUUCAGAAGGAGCAACUGGGGAGCAAAGAGCAAGCAACCGUAAGAGGCGGCGGAAAGUAAGAGUGCCACGGACCGUUGUCAACCCAGAUGAAAAUUUUUACUUCUAUUGGCUGUGGCUGAUCACCAUUUGCGUACUGUACAACCUAUGGACCCUCAUCGUGAGGCAAAGCUUCCCCGAAUUACAGAUCAUGUGCCACUACUUCUGGUUGACUUGCGAUGGUAUUGGAGACGUGGUGUUUGCCCUUGACCUGGUAGUGCAGCUUCGGACUGGAUAUUUAGAACAGGGGCUUAUGGUUUACGAUUCAAAAAAGCUUGCAAAACAUUACCUGGCAUCACGACCCUUUCUGCUGGAUAUCGCAGCCUUAACACCAUUAGACCUCAUACAGUUGAAGAUUGGAACCAACCCUAUUAUACGCUUUCCAAGAUUUCUUAAGGUCUACAGAGCAGUAAGCUGCUACUAUAUAGUGGAGUCCAGGACGGUUUACCCAAACUUCUGGCGCGUCAUCAACCUCAUUCAUAUACUGCUUAUAUUAGCACAUUGGUUUGGCUGUUUUUACUUUCUGCUAUCAGAAGCUGAAGGAUUCCAGGGUGACUGGGCAUAUCCUCAUCGGCCGGGUGACUACGCAACUCUGACCAGGAAGUAUCUAGGAUCCCUCUAUUGGUCAACAUUAACGCUGACUACGAUCGGGGAUUUACCCACGCCAGAAACAAAUGCUGAAUACAUAUUCACGAUCGUUAGUUACUUGAUUGGGGUUUUCAUCUUUGCUACCAUCGUGGGACAAGUAGGCAACGUUAUCACGAAUAGGAAUGCAAACAGACUCGAGUUUGAACGUCUGUUAGAUGGUGCGAAGACAUAUAUGAGACAUCAUAAAGUCCCAGGAGGCAUGAAACGACGUGUACUUCGAUGGUACGAUUACUCUUGGUCUCGGGGGAGGAUACAAGGCGGCGGUGACAUCAACACAGCCCUCGGCCUAUUACCUGACAAACUCAAGACUGAACUUGCUCUGCAUGUGAAUCUGAGUGUAUUGAAAAAGGUUACAAUUUUCCAAGAAUGUCAACCCGAGUUUCUUCACGAUCUAGUUCUGAAAAUGAAGGCGUACAUUUUCACGCCAGGAGAUUCAAUAUGCAGAAAAGGUGAAGUUGCUCGCGAGAUGUUUAUAAUAGCGGAUGGUAUUUUAGAAGUUAUAUCAGAGACCGGCCGAGUUUUGACUACGAUGAAAGCGGGUGAUUUUUUUGGCGAAAUCGGCAUAUUAAACCUUGAUGGCUUGAACAAACGCACAGCAGAUGUCAGAUCAGUUGGUUACUCCGAACUCUUUUCACUUUCGAGAGAAGAUGUCUUAGCUGCUAUGAAGGACUAUCCUGAAGCCCAAGAUAUACUGCAAACCUUAGGCAGAAAACGUUUGCAAGAGGCGAAAAAUAUGUCAAGGCAGAAAGUCAAAAGUAAGACGACAGGUGAAGUAAGCCCUGAUAAAGCUGGAGGGGAAGACAGCACUUCUAAACGAAUAGUCCACAAGCUUAGAACUGACGUCAAGGGAAUUCGCAAUGCAAUACGCAGUAGAUCCCGGGUGGGGCGACGAUCGGGCGAAUCAUUAGAGCUUCAGUCGUUGGCGAGCAGUGAACCCAAAUUACGACGCAUGCCGAGGGUUGAAAGUGAUGACUCGCAACACCAGAAUCAAGAUGAUAAUGGUGAAACAACUUCAGGAAGCAAAGAUGGUGAAAAAAUAAUUUCUCCAAUAGGCGCUGGACUACCAUUACUAUCUCGUCUUAAGUUACUUAAAGAGAAACAGGAUCGCGAAGAAAAGGUAGCGAAACAAAGAAAUUCGACAUCAUCAAUAAUAUCACCUCCAGCGUUGCAUCCUAUUCCCUCAACAAGUUCUGCACCUGAUGUAGAACCAGAGGUAAUUGGUGCAGGGCUUCCUUUAUUGCAAAGAUUACUGUUGCUUAAAGCAAAAGAUGAAAGAGAAAAAAAUCAAUUAACACCUACUACUAGUAAUCAACCAUCCAGCUCCGAAACAAUCAGUCCUAGCUCAAUAAAAAGCCCUCUGAGUCCUACUGUAAAAAAUUUAAGUCCUUUAAGAAAAGGGUCAGAAUCUAGUUCACCUGGUAAACUUCAAAGCCCAACGACAAAAAUGUCUAGGAAAAACUCAUCGGGAUCAAGUGAUGGAACAUCUAAACCGAAAGUUAGUUUUAAAGAUAAAAUUCUACAAGUUCAAAGUGAUGGUACGGCGGUAUGCCAGCCUCUCAACAAAGACAUCAGCGAAAAACCAGCUGCUUUCGUAGAACCAACGCCAAAAACUGAAGUAAAUACAAUAUCUAUACCCCACUCUGUCGUAAGUAAAAUCAAAUCACCUGCUAAGUCUAUGGGAUCGACUUUUCGAGACAAAUUAAAAAUAUUGCAAAGUGGGACUUCGCCAAAAGAAACUGAAACAUCUUCCACAGAGAAAUGUAAAACAUUAAUUUGUGAGAAAGCUUCUGUUGAAAUAAAUCCGGUACAGGGAAAAGAAUCCCAAGAGGAAACAAAAAAUAAAAAACCAUGGAAUAAACUUAAAAAAGCUGCAAUACUUGGGGAAUCAAAAAGUUAUAGUAAAUCUAGUUUUGAGGAUAAAAGUGAAAAAGAGAAUACAGUUGAAAGGCCUGUCGUUGGAUGUUUGGAAUCAAAUAUUUGUGUGCCUAAAAUAAAUACAGCAGAACUUGUUAAAAUAGACAACAAUAAUACUGUUAUUCAAAGUGACACAGACAAGAAAGACAGUUCGCUGAUUUCCCAAUCGACUGGGUUAGAACCAGUCCAACAGAAAUCUUUGGAUUUGCUAACUAUGUCGCCAAAGAAAGGUCAAACUUGUGUUACUAGGUCAAACGAUCGAAUACCUUCCACAGUAGGCAGUGGUUUACUAUCAAAAGACAAAAAAUACCGAUCCAUAGAUGAUCUGUCUCCAGAGUAUGGUGGUCUACCAUUCGUUAAAAAACUUAAAAUAUUAAACGAAAGACAGAAAUUGGCAGAACUUGAAAAAGUGAUUAAAAUCAGAAGUUCAAGUCUAGACUGCACGGGAUCUUCAGAAGAUUUACUAUCCGAUACGCUUACAAGAAGUCAUUCCGAAGGUAGUACAAUGGACAAACGAAAAUUCAAACGAAAAUCUUCCGAUACAGUAGAAAUGCAUGAAUCAAAUGAAACACUUGAAAGACGCACACUCAAGUCUAUUUUAAAGAAAUUAUCUGAAGAUGUCACUCCCACGGAGAGUCCCGAAAAAAGCAAUGAAUUAAGAAAAUUAAUUCGUGCACCAACCUUGGAAGGGUAUGCAGCAAGACACUCCAAAUUUUCAAAAAGUGUAACAUUUCACCGUCAUACCUUACCUUCGCCUCCUACCAGUAUACCUUUAGAUGACACAGACGAAGUAUUCACUGUUACUACACCUUUAGCCUCUUCUUUAACCCAAUCAUCUCCUCCAGAAAUAACUAUAUCAGAUACUAAAGAAACUCCUUUACCUCCUCAAAAUCAAAUUAAUAAUUGUAAUGUAAAAUCUGUUUCAAAUACACAAAAUUUUGAAUCUAAUGUAGGAAUCGAUAACAAACCGCAAGAUAAUGUUGAACCGCCAUAUGAUUAUAAAUCACUCCGGCCGGAGGAUAUUCGAGUACCUUCUGAAAAAUCCAAAAUAACGAUAAUAUCAGCAGUAGCUAAUCAAAGAAAAUUAUUAAGAGGUUCUAUUGAAGAACAAGAAUACUUCGGUGAAGUGCUUCUUGGAAUCAAACAAGUAAUACAAGGGCAUUUACACGAAGUUCAAGGAAAGUUUCAGGAAAGAUUCAACAGUUUAGAAAACGAAGUUCGCAAACGUGAUGAAAUAAUAAGUCAGCUUCAAAAUCGUAUACAAGAACUAGAAAGACUUGGUCUAUCAGUACCGUCGACGAGAGAAACAGCGUUUUCGGAUAUGCCAGAAUUAAAUAAAAGUAAUAGUAAUACACUAAACCAACAGCAAUCGAAAAAUACUAGUUCUGGAAGUGACGAUAAUAUAUCUGUCAUCGAUGAAGGAUUUAUGAGAGGUGACUCUUUAGAUACAGUGUUUACGACCUCACCACCAGAAGUAACUGAUGAAGACCCUAAAUUGUUAGAACAAGAAAUUUCGCUAAAAUCGCCCGAAGACACUGUAACUAACGAAGAGUUAACGGAAGAAACACUUACAGAAAUUACUGAAGGAAUAGAAUUAACAAAGCUCUCUUAUUCAGAACUACAAAGUUUAGCAGAUUCUUUAUCGAAUAGAGCAAGUAAAACUUCUAGUAAAGACGACUGGACUGUAAGCAAAUCGAAACGUUUAGAUUUAAAUUUAGAUGGGAAAGCUGGUACUUAUUCGAGAAAACGAGCUGAAAAAUUGAAACAAAGAAAAUCAUGGGAUGAUCAAAGUAACCAAGAAACAUUAGAGUUGCAAGAUUUGACAAGGCCAUUAUCACCGCAUACCACUUCCGAAGACCGUUCGCUACUUAGUCCAGAACAAUCUAGUCUCCGAACUAGCAGACGAGGAAUACAUCCCUUUCAAUUCUUCGGCACGCAUCUCGAUAACACUAAGAGCAAAAUAAAAAAAACCCUUUCCGUGGACACAGGAAUGCAUCAAACGGGAAGAAAAGAUAUAAAACAAAGAUCACAUAGGCAACAACGCAAAUUUAGUCUAGGUUCUUUCUUCGGCUAUAACCGUGGUGCUACAUCAAAGAACACAAAUUGCAAUGAUGUGGUGCUGGAUAUGGGCAGCGACCUUAGUUGGAGUGAAAGUACGUCAACAUCAUCAAGUAGUGAUUCCGAGUCAGUACCGCGCACGCCGGUAUUCGAAGAAUUUGUAGACAGUAACUCUAAACGAGGCCGUGGUUUCUCUAGUCAUGGAAAUGAAUCACCUAUUAGAGUGUUUGCUGGCAGUGGAAGUGAUUGGGAAGUAAUGAUGCUGGCCGAUGAAUUAGAAAAGAGGGAACGGGAAAAGGAAAGAGAUGACGGCAGACGACAUCAUUAUCCUUCAACUUUAAGAGACUUAGAAGAGGAAUCCGAUACCCCACAGCGUGAAGACAGCCCAGAUGACCUCUCCAACAUGGAGGAUUCAAGUUCUACUACACAACUGCUAUCACAGACGAGCGACACAUCGCACCGUUCGUUGGAGACUGCCUUUGCGGACACUGGCCGACGACAGUAUCGUGUCGGAUCCGUCGGAGAACAGACAACACCUGGGCCAUCUUUACUGCCUUCAAGAGGUCUCAUAUUGAGAGCGGCGAGUUUGGAUCGCGACACUCCUUCGACCGUCCCUGGAAACAGACGAUACGGCUCUCUUAAGAGUUCAAGUAGUGAAUCUCAUAAAAAGCUCUGAUCCGGUAAACAACAAGACCCACUAAGAACUGAAAUAACAAAAAAAGAUGCCAAACCCCAGCAUUGUAAAAAAAACAUAUUACAUAAUCAUGAAACUGUAAACGUAGAAAAUAAUAAUCCUGGUCCAAAAGUUAGUAGUAGUGGUAGCCGAAAAGUUGAUUUAAAUGAAAACGUAGUUGUUACCGGUCCGAGGAAUGGAUUGGAUAAACAACAGAAACUGUCUGGUGGGUCAAUAAUCGAAGACGAUCUUGAAAGGUCGCUGGACCGAUUUGAUGUUAGAGGUCAAUUAGUUAUAAUUAUUGUCAUUGUGAACGAUACACAUUUUAUAGUAAUUUAUUUCUCCAUGUAAUAUCUCAGUAUUGUUGUAAGUACAUCUAACUUAUUUAAUAAUUUAUUUAUUGUGUUGAUAGUAUGUAAGUUAUCUGAAUAAAAAGGGUUUCAUCGAAACAUUUGAACUGCACAAAUUACUUGUCUUUAGUAGGUACUUGCUGAACUAUUAAGUUAGCUAUUUUUAAUUUUAGAGAUAGACCCCCGGAACAUAAUAAGUGUGAGACCAGCCCACUUUAAUUAUGAAUUCCCAUAGCAGAAUAUUAUAAAAUUGUGUUGUUCUGUGUAUAAAGAGCUCGAGCGCUAGCCUAUAAAUGAGUAAUUUUGUAGCUUAAUGUAGUUUUCGGUUUGUGACCGUAGAUCAACAAAGUUUUGGAAAAAUUAAGUUCCAAUGAUGCCAAUUAUUCUGUUGUAGCUAUACAUCUCGAUAAAUUGACAGUUCUUAAAAUAGUGCUGUAAUCCACAGAUUGAAAAUGAUAUAAAAUGACAUAAUGAAAAUGAUGGCACUACUUGUUGUUCUGUCAAUUUAAUUCACUUUAGAGAUUUGUGUACAACAGGAUUGGCACCAGUGGCAAAGCUUCGUGAGAGCUGCGGCAGAUAUCAGGGGAUGGCAUUUAGAAAACAAGUAAGCGGCGCAUUUGUUUGUUUGUUGCGUCUGCCCUUCUAGGACCAUAUUGUCAUAAAGGCGCCUGGUAGCGUGGCCUGCUCGCUGUAUGCCCUCCAAUUCGUCAAAAUAUAUACGGGACGCCGCGCCACCGCAACCCGCUGACCAUAAAUGCCUUAUUAGUGCGUUGUUUUGCGUAGUCAGAACCUAUUGUAGCCAAAACGCAAAGCACGAAAACGAAGCAGUGUCGAUGCAAUGCAACUCAACGCACUAUAUAUGAGGUUGAGCUAUUAUCAGGCUGGAUAAAAUAUUACACUUUUUUUAUCGUAAAAAGCGAAGCAUUAAGUGUUUAUAUAGAUUAGUAGACAGCGCCUAAGACACAAUUACUCCUAACAAACAAUGAAACCUUUCAAAAAUAAAUAUUGUAAAAAAUGCAAACUAGCUCGAAUUAGUUCACCAAUAAUUUUAGUGUUAAAGUGGGCCAGUGAGAAAAUACCUAAAUCAGAAUUUAUUUAUUGAUAAUAUUAUUAUCUAGUUAUUACCCGUAGGUAUUACAAAA
This is a messenger RNA of Pararge aegeria (speckled wood butterfly), 7075 nucleotides long. RefSeq lists its product as uncharacterized. The record is from RefSeq and is a predicted model, not a curated record. NCBI's taxonomy places the organism in Eukaryota, Metazoa, Arthropoda, Insecta, Lepidoptera, Nymphalidae. Gene Ontology annotation, biological process: transmembrane transport; monoatomic ion transport. The transcript is spliced from 25 exons. Gene Ontology annotation, molecular function: protein-containing complex binding; monoatomic ion channel activity. The coding region runs from base 121 to 5586 and encodes 1821 amino acids. Gene Ontology annotation, cellular component: membrane.